GGGGACUUCUGAUGUUCAGAUGGCGGCAUAUCCCGACCUAAAUGUUAUGAGAUAAGAAAUCGUGGUUGCUAAUUGGAUCUCAGAUGCGGGGUUGAUAGCUAUUCACUAUCAACAUCUUAUCACGGGAAACGAGCAGUAGACUGAACUCCAACGUCUCCUUCGCGAUCCAAGGUUCAGCGCCAAACGCCACAAUGGGAUAUUUAUUCUCUCUGCGAGAUUCAAAAUUGAAUGUUUCGACAUCGAAGUGUUCAGCCUUUUUUAGGCAUCAGUACAAUACAAUAUAUUUGGACCUGAGAAAGAAAAACCAUGGAGAAGAAUACCAAUGACAUCAGCAUCGACGACAAGUCUCCCACUGAAGACCACGAAGUCGGCACUACAAGCUUGAUCUACAUUGACCCUGCUCGGGAAGCUGCCGUGCGAAGGAAGUUCGAUAUAUACGUGGUCCCUGUCUCAGUCAUCUACCUUGUCCUGUCAACCUUGGAUCGCAACAACCUUGGCAAUGCCCGCGUCUUCGGCUUCGACGAAGACAUUGGCCUUAAAUCCGGCCAGUUCGGCAACAUCCAAACUCUUUCCAGUGUAUGCACAGUCCUUUUUGAAGUCCCGUGGGUGCUAGCUACCCGCCGUUGGGGCGCGAAGAAAGCCAUUGGCACAGCUUUUAUUCUCUGGUCUAUUUGCACUCUCGGCACUGCCUUCGUCCAGACCUACGGCCAGGUGAUUGCAUGCCGCAUGUUACUCAACGCCGCUGAAGCCGGUCUGGCCCAAGCAUUUGCUUUUCUCUUCUCGACAAUCUAUCCCCGUGAACUGGCCGGCAAACGAAUCAUGACUACCAACAUUGCACAAUGCAUUUCUGGCGCAUUUGGCGGCCUUUUCGCAUAUGCGGUCCAGACAAUGGGCAGUCGGCAUGGAUUUGCAGCAUGGAGAUGGCUCUUCAUCAUCGAGUUUGGCAUCACCAUUGUCAUCUGUGGCUCUGGUCUGUUCUUCCUUCCGAACAAAGUUGAAGAGGCUUGGUUCCUGACCGAGGAGGAGAAAGAGACGAUGCGCAUGAAGAAAGAACGCGACUAUAUUAUCCGUGGCGAGGAGCAGUUCGAAAAGAAGUGGAUCAAGCCUGCACUUACCGAUCCGUUUGUGUGGAUGCUCGGCACUGCAUUUUUCACCAGCUCGGUUGCGAUCAACGGGUUCGGUGUGUUCUUGCCUACCAUCAUUCAAGGACUUGGUUUUGCGUCCCUUAAAGUGAACUACAUGACCAUCCCGGUUUACAUACUGGGCGCAACGUCGCUCUGCAUCCAAGUGUACUACUCUGACAAACUCAAGAAGCGAGGCGUCUUUAUCGUGUGCUGCUGUGCGCCCGUAGCUGCUGGCUAUCUCAUGUGUGUGUUCUCCAAGAAUUCCAAUGUUGGCUACGCUGGCAUGUUCGUUCUUGUUAUUGGACUUUAUCCAAUCUCUACUCUGGCUGUAACCUGGAUCACUACCAAUCUCGCACCAGAUAGCAAGCGCGCCAUUGGUCAACCUUUCGCUUACAGUCUCGCAAACGUAUCAAACCUUGUGUCUGGUCAGCUCUACCCUUCGAACCAGGGACCGCGGUACGUGCCUGGAAAUGCCAUCUCGGCCGGGCUGACCAUUGUUGCGGGAUUCCUUUAUGCCGCUUGCUGGGUAUUGUUGCGCUACAGGAACAACUGUAAGGCAAAGAUCAUUGCAGAGGGAGCAACAGAUAAUGGAAAAGAAGGCGAUCGAGCUCUUGAUUUCGAAUAUAUCCUCUAAACACCGGGAAUGUUGCAAUCAAUGUAGGUCGGUGCUCAGGACAAUUGAGAAUUAACUAUGUUCAUGGUUCUGAAUACAAUUUUGUUAGGAUGUAUUACCCUGUCGAGAAGACUUACGCUCAUUCUGUAUGAUUCGCUCGAUCAAUUUUGCAUCUAAUGAUAACAUAUCGUCA
Molecule: messenger RNA, 1930 nt
Organism: Boeremia exigua
Lineage: Eukaryota; Fungi; Ascomycota; Dothideomycetes; Pleosporales; Didymellaceae
Product: high-affinity nicotinic acid transporter-like protein
Exons: 4
Coding region: 307-1758 (483 amino acids)
Biological process (GO): transmembrane transport
Cellular component (GO): membrane
Molecular function (GO): transmembrane transporter activity
Source: RefSeq, a predicted model, not a curated record